GUCGGGGACUCGUGCCCGUACCUCGAUAGUGCGCGUUUGAUCGGCUGCCUUCGGGUGGCCACUGUGCCCCAUGGAUUACGGCGCGGAUCAUCUCGGAUUACGGCGGACCUGAUCGCUGACACGCGCCAUGGACCGGCUGGCUGAUGUCGAGCCGGGCUUCGAGCCGCAGACGCGUGCCCGCUCCAACACUUGGCCGCUGCCGCGGCCCGACAAUUACGGCGGCGAUGAGAAGGCGGGCCCGCAGGAGAGCCCCUUCGGUGAGGCGGGCGCCCCGAAAAAGAAUUCGUCGCGGCGCAAUGCCUGGGGCAACAUGUCCUACGCGGACCUGAUUACGCAAGCCAUCCAGAGCGCACCCGAGAAACGCCUCACGCUGUCACAGAUCUACGAGUGGAUGGUGCAGAACGUGCCCUAUUUCAAGGACAAGGGCGACAGCAACAGCUCCGCCGGCUGGAAGAACUCGAUCCGGCACAACCUGUCGCUGCACAGCCGAUUCAUGCGAGUCCAGAACGAAGGUGCCGGCAAGAGCUCGUGGUGGAUGCUGAACCCGGACGCGAAACCUGGCAAGGCAGCACGACGCCGGGCAACCUCUAUGGAGACGCCUCGCUACGAGAAAAAGCGGGGCCGACUCAAGAAGAAGCUGGAAGCCCUGCGCGCGUCUCCGAGUCCGUCCUCGUCGGAGGGCCCCUUGGACCCGUUCCCCGAGUCACCGCCAGCUAGUCGGCUAGACCUGCAGCACUGCAGCCCGCUGGCACCGCUGCCCGGCUCGCCGUCUGCGUGGCCGCCCCAGCCGCUGAUGCCGGUGGACCGGUACGGCGCCGGCCCGCUGGCUGAUACGCUCACCCAGUCCAUGACCCUGGGCGACCGGCACGACACCGUGCCACCGCCGCCGAUGGGGCCCUCCGCGUCGCAGGUGAUGGGUCGUCUGCUAACGUUCAACGACCACCUUCCUCACGACCUGGACCUCGACCUGGACGCCGUGCCAGGUCUGCACUGCGACGUCGACCAGGUGAUUCAACACGAGCUCAGCGUGGACGGAAACCUGGACUUCAACUUCGACUCGCAUGCCAGGCCCUGGGUCCACUGACACUCUAGUCCCCGUGCCAAGUAUCCCUGUGUACAUAGCUCCCCUCACUUGUUGUAUAUACAUAUAUUAUAUAUUUACGCCGCCGCCGUGCCUCGUGAGCGGCCAGUCCGUCCACGCGCGGAACACUUGUUACUACGACGUUAAGCUUGCGUCCCGUUGUGUACAUACGCCCUUUAGCUGUUGUACUCGACCAGAGCAUUGAAAUAAAAGUACUCCUUGUUGCCA
Messenger RNA from Dermacentor silvarum, 1309 nucleotides. It is a transcript of the gene foxo, whose product is annotated as forkhead box protein O6-like. Gene Ontology annotation, molecular function: RNA polymerase II cis-regulatory region sequence-specific DNA binding; DNA-binding transcription factor activity, RNA polymerase II-specific. Gene Ontology annotation, biological process: regulation of transcription by RNA polymerase II. Lineage: Eukaryota; Metazoa; Arthropoda; Arachnida; Ixodida; Ixodidae. Gene Ontology annotation, cellular component: nucleus. The transcript is spliced from 2 exons. The record is from RefSeq and is a predicted model, not a curated record. Bases 128 to 1084 code for a protein of 318 amino acids.